Molecule: messenger RNA, 693 nt
Organism: Rotaria socialis
Lineage: Eukaryota; Metazoa; Rotifera; Eurotatoria; Philodinida; Philodinidae
Source: the annotation of a GenBank genome assembly
AUGUUUCAACUCGAUAUUCUUAUUGAUAUUUCGAUAUUACCAUCAAAUAUAAUGACAUUGCGUGAUGAUGAUUUUAUUGAUUUUGUCAAGGAAGAAGCCGGUCAUUCAGCUGCUACUCUACUUGAAAUACAAGGUAUUAAUUGUGUAAAAUCAUUGCUGAUGGCAAAUAGUGUUUAUGCUAUUAUGGACGUUAAAAGUAAAAGUCUAGAUGGUUUGAAGAUUAAAUAUGGUUAUAUGCAAGAUGAUGGUACAGUUGUUAUACAACCUGGAGUAAAAGGAAAUAUCGAACAUCUUACUGAUUUGCUAAAAACGAAAUUUGAAGGUGAACAUUAUUUUAUUUUACUACAAAAUGAUUCAAAUGGUGCAUUAAAAUGCGAUAUAAGAUGCUAUUGUCAAAAAUGGUCAUCAUUAUCAUUAAGACGUGGAAAAUUUCAAUUGUCGAAUUUCUAUCGUCAUCUUCAAGGUUUAAAUAAUAUAUGUCCUGCAUUGAAAAAAAUGAUAAGCAAUCCUCAAUCAGCAUUACCAUCGCCAACAAAUAAUCCACCACCAUUGAUAACAUCACAUAAUGUGCCUCAACAAGUCGCAUCACCAAAUCAGAUACCAUUCAAUCAAAUUCAUCUUUAUCCACAGCAUCUUCUACUUCAAUAUCAACAGAUAAUGAUGAAAGCCUUAUGCAACAAUCAUCAUCAGUAA